CAAAAACAAAAGAUCUCAAAACACAAGCAUGUCCCAACCCAGAUUCCUCUCCAUUGUCUCCCUCUGUCUCACCCUUCUUCUGCUCCACGCCCAUCUUCCAAUCUGCAACGGCCUAUCGUUUGUGGACCUCAAUUUGUUGAAACAAAAUGAAAUGGCUGUGAUGACCAAAAGGGUUUGCACCAAAACCAUUGGAGAGUGUCUGAGUUUGACCGACCCAGACAUGGAUUCGGAGACCAACAGAAGAGUUCUGGAAAUGCAGAGAAAGUACAUUAGCUAUGAGACACUCAAGAAAGACAUGGUUCCCUGUGACAGGGCUGGAGCUUCUUACUACAAUUGUCAUGCAAUACCAGCCCAUCCUUAUAAUAGAGGCUGUGAGGUAAUUACUGCAUGUAGAGGUCACGACAUCAAGACUUGAUAGGUUAGAACUCACAAUGAAAUGGGGGAAACUCUUCUCUGUUCUCUUUUCCCCUUUCUUUCCCCCCAUUAGCUUUCCUUUGUAGUUAAGAUCACCCCCUUAAAUGCUUUCUGUUUUACUUUUGAACAUUUAUAUGACCGGCGUGUCUAUGAAAGUAUCGAUUUUUCUUUCCCA
This is a messenger RNA of Vigna umbellata (rice bean), 589 nucleotides long. Its product is annotated as protein RALF-like 24. Gene Ontology annotation, biological process: calcium-mediated signaling. Lineage: Eukaryota; Viridiplantae; Streptophyta; Magnoliopsida; Fabales; Fabaceae. The record is from RefSeq and is a predicted model, not a curated record. Gene Ontology annotation, cellular component: plasmodesma.